Molecule: messenger RNA, 1179 nt
Organism: Cornus florida
Lineage: Eukaryota; Viridiplantae; Streptophyta; Magnoliopsida; Cornales; Cornaceae
Product: transcription termination factor MTERF15, mitochondrial-like
Exons: 2
Coding region: 1-1179 (392 amino acids)
Biological process (GO): chloroplast organization; regulation of DNA-templated transcription
Cellular component (GO): chloroplast
Molecular function (GO): double-stranded DNA binding
Source: RefSeq, a predicted model, not a curated record
AUGACUAUAUAUAUCUGCAAAAGUCUCAUCUCACUCUCUCUCAAGAAUUCUUCAAAUCUCAACAAAACCCCAAUCUCUCUUUUCUCUCUCCUGUUCUUCUCUUCCUCUCCAAAAAGCCCCAAUGCGGUGGCUGAUUACUUGAUUGAGAGACACAAAUUUUCUCCUGAAACUGCUGCGAAAGUCUCUUCCUCUACAAGAAGCCCCAUUCUGAAAAGGCCUGAAAAGAUCGAUUUGAUUCUGUCAUUUCUCGAGGAAAGUGGUUUUUCGGAUACCAAUCUCGAGCGUGUUAUCAAACACGUGCCUCAACUUCUCUCUGCAAAUCUUGAGCGCAGCAUCAAGCCCAAAAUCAAGAUUUUUCAAGACUUGGGUAUUUCUUCUAGCGAUGUUGUGAAAAUUGUUUCGUCUCACCCACGGAUUCUAACUGGUAGCGUUGAGAAUCGGUUUGGGCCGUCGAUUUUAGCAUUGAAGAGUGUUUUGGGUUCGAAUAUGGAUUUGUCUAGGGUUUUAAAGAGAUCUGGGUCGGUUUUGACGAAUGAUUUAGCGAAAACUAUGAUACCCAAUGUUGAAUUUAUGAAGAGUUGUGGUAUUAGUUCGUCGCAAAUAACCCAAAAUGUCUAUAAUUUCCCAAGAAUUUUCUUGCAUAAACCGACGAGGAUUAGAGAAAUUGUCAAGAGGGUUGAUGAGAUGGGCGUUGACAGGAAGUCUAAGAUGUUUGUUCAUGCUAUUCGGGUUAUUAAUUCGAUGACUAAAGAGAAAUGGGAGUUGAAAUUGGAGGUGUUUAAGAGUUUGGGGUUUUCGGAAGAUGACAUUUUGUCAGAUUUUAGGAGACAGCCUCAGGUGUUUGCUGUGUCCGAGAGGAAAAUUAAGACGAUCACACAGCUUUUGCUUAGCACGGGCAAAUGUGAUAUCUCAUUUGUUGUUAAUCACCCAUUCUUACUUACUCUCAGUGUUGAGAAUAGGCUUAAGCCACGGCUAAGAGUUCUGGAGUUUUUGGAAAGCAGGAAUUUUCCUCUUAAAAAGCUGAAUUUGUCGACUAUAUGCAAGAUGACUGAUAAGAAAUUCUUUGAAAAAUAUGUGGAUUUUGAGUCGGGAGGUGGAGAUUUUGGCCCUCCGGUGGUGGAGCACUUGGUGGACGAUUUUGAGAAUCCGGUGGAGGAGCAAUAUUUGGCGGAGGAUUAA